Messenger RNA from Syngnathus acus (greater pipefish), 1595 nucleotides. RefSeq names its product putative nuclease HARBI1. The transcript is spliced from 2 exons. NCBI's taxonomy places the organism in Eukaryota, Metazoa, Chordata, Actinopteri, Syngnathiformes, Syngnathidae. The record is from RefSeq and is a predicted model, not a curated record. The coding region runs from base 397 to 1452 and encodes 351 amino acids.
UUAUGUUUACUGUCACUGUUGUGCCACGUCACGUUAUAAUUACCCGAAAUUCGGGUGACCAGAUUUGCCAUGCCACUGCUGCUCUUUUUUAAUGUAUCAAGUUUACUAUACGGUUUAAGCAGUUUUAAAGAAAUUAAUGAUUUUAAAAGUUUGUUUUUACUGUGGUACCAAAUUAGUAUCGAGAAUCAAGUAACGGUACUAAGUCUACUUGCAUUACUGUACGGAGUACUUUUGUCGCCUGUUCCGAUUGCAUCCACAAGGGGGCGAUAACGAUAUUUUAUUUACGCAAGACUUGACAUCGAAGGAAGUAAACAAUGCUCAUAUCCGGAAGUCACCGCCUGUCAAAAGCGCUAUUUGGAGCGUCUCGUUAGUUUGUUUACAUUGCUGUUUUAGCGGAUGUCGGACCCUUUGCCAAUGUGGUUCGCUGUCCAGGCGGAGCUCCUGGACGACGACGAGGAAGUGGAGUCGCAGUGUCGGAGCUGUUUCGACUGUUAUGACGACGCCAGUUUGUUCAAAUUGUUCCACCUGACCCGCGCUUGCAUCGAGUUCGUGGCUGACAUCGUGCGCGUCCGCAAUAAGAAAUUCCUGUUCACUCCCCUGUCCUUGGACGCGAUGAUCAUGAUAACGCUCAAUUUCUACGCCCAUGGAUUAUACUCCACCGCCCUGAAGAAACGAUUCAAUGUGCAGAGCGACUGCUGCGACGACAUCGUAUUCACCGUGUCCGAAGUGGUGGCCGGUUUGUCGGACCAGUUCAUCUCGUUCCCGCAAACGCGCAAAGCCAAAAUCGAUAUGGCUCAAAUGGUUUCGGACUCCUGCGGGAUCCCGGACGUGCUGGGCCUGCUGGCACCGGCUCAUUUCAGGAUCGCUGAAGGUGCGCUCGGAUUAUACGCAAACUCUCUGGGCUACCCGUCCGUUGUAUGCCAGAUGAUUUGCGACCUGGACGGAAACAUCUUGAGUGUGGAACAAUGUCGCGCUGGCGGCACGCACGAACAAGACUUGUGGGGCACCUCGUUUAGAGGACGAGAAAUUGAGGAGGAACUCUAUGGACAAUACUGGAUCAUAGGAGGGGAAGGCUACGAUUUAAGCAAACGCGUGCUGACCCCUGUGGCCGAACCUCGAGACGAGCCGCAAAGAAACUUCAACGCAGCCCACGCCAAGAUCCACGAGGUGACGCAGAAGACGCGACGCUCCCUGAAGUGGCGUUUCAGAUGUUUGACUCAACUUGGCUUCGAGCAGCACAGGUUAACCAACAUCAUAAAGGCCUGCUGUGUCUUGCACAACAUCGCCAAGAAGUUUUCAGUCCCCCUGCCCCACGGAAUGGAGGGAUUUGUGGACCCACAGCCGAGAAAUGCGCGCACUGAGUCGGCAGGUAUCAGGCCGGACGUCCUGAGAGCCCGACAGGAACUCAUCGAUAAUAAUUUCACUGUUUUACCUAGUCUGAAACAAGAAUGACGAUAUUUGGGGUUUUUUUUACGCAGGAAGUGGGACAUUGCUUCAUUCUUGUUUCAACUAUCCUUAAACAUAUUUAAUUUCUUUACAAGUGCAAAAUGUUUCCAAAGAUAAUGUCAUUGUAAAUAAAAUACUGUUAAAUAUUC